Molecule: messenger RNA, 1176 nt
Organism: Puma concolor (puma)
Lineage: Eukaryota; Metazoa; Chordata; Mammalia; Carnivora; Felidae
Gene: RGP1
Product: RGP1 partner of RAB6A GEF complex
Source: RefSeq, a predicted model, not a curated record
AUGAUUGAAGUGGUAGCAGAGCUGAGCCGAGGUCCUGUGUUUCUGGCGGGGGAGGCGCUUGAGUGUGUGGUGACAGUCACCAACCCCCUGCCCCCCACAGCCACUUCUGCAUCCAGUGAGGCUUUGGCCUGGGCCAGUGCCCAAAUCCACUGCCAGUUCCAUGCCAGUGAGAGUCGAGUAGCACUACCUCCCCCUGACUCCAGUCAGCCAGACGUCCAGCCUGAGAGCCAGACUGUCUUUCUACCACACCGAGGUGAGAGGGGUCAGUGUAUCCUUUCCACUCCACCAAAAAUCCUUUUCUGUGAUCUGAGGCUAGAUCCUGGAGAGUCCAAAUCAUACUCCUACAGUGAAGUGCUGCCCAUAGAGGGACCACCCUCCUUUCGGGGUCAGUCAGUCAAGUAUGUCUACAAACUGACCAUUGGCUGCCAGCGUGUCAACUCACCCAUCACUUUACUCAGGGUCCCUCUGAGGGUUCUUGUGCUGACAGGCCUUCAAGAUAUCCGGUUUCCCCAGGAUGAGGCUGUAGCCCCAUCUAGUCCAUUCUUGGAGGAGGAUGAAGGUGGGAAGAAGGAUUCAUGGCUAGCAGAGCUGGCUGGGGAGCGUCUCAUGGCUGCCACAUCCUGCCGCAGCCUCCAUCUAUACAAUAUCAGUGAUGGCCGAGGAAAAGUUGGGACAUUUGGCAUCUUCAAAUCUGUAUACAGACUCGGCGAGGAUGUGGUGGGGACCUUAAACUUAGGGGAAGGAACUGUAGCUUGUUUGCAGUUUUCAGUAAGUUUACAGACUGAGGAACGUGUACAGCCUGAAUACCAGAGGCGCCGCAGGACAGGGGGUAUCCCCUCUGUCUCUCAUGUGACUCAUGCCCGGCACCAGGAGUCCUGCCUACAUACAACCAGAACCAGCUUCUCCCUCCCCAUCCCUCUCAGCUCCACCCCAGGAUUCUGCACAGCCAUUGUGUCCCUGAAGUGGAGAUUGCAUUUUGAAUUUGUAACAUCGCGAGAACCAGGUUUGGUGCUCCUACCUCCCUUGGAACAGCCUGAGCCUGUCACCUGGACAGGGCCUGAGCAAGUGCCCGUAGACACCUUCAGCUGGGACCUUCCAAUCAAGGUGCUGCCCACAAGCCCUACCCUGGCCUCAUAUGCAGCCCCAGGCCCCAGCACCAGCACCAUAACCAUCUGA